AUGGAUUCCCCGGUGGAGGAGACGGAGCUGGACGUGGGGUCGGCGAGCGACGAGGUGGAGUCCGUCGAACCCAGGGCGAAGCCGACCCCCAGGCCGUUCACUAUAGAGAGUCUCAUCGGCACCAUGGGCCAGGGCGAGACGCCGGCGAGGAGUAACCUCGAGGACGAGAAAACCGGAAACGAAGAGGCGGAGAGAGACAGAGAGCUUCUUUAUCAGCAGCAUUGUCUGGCCACGGCGACCAGUGCUCUGCCAGGGUUUGCCAUGCCUCUUGGACUGUAUGGAGCGUGGUUGCCGAUGAGGAUGUACGGUGGAGGCGCACCUGGGGGACCCAUCGUCCCCCCUCACCUCUCGGCCACCUAUCCUUCGCACCAGAACCACCAGAAUCAUCUGUCUCAUCAUCCAGGGAUUGGGUUGAACCAUCUUCAAGGUGCCGCGUACCCUGGACACCUUGGCAGCCAGGUGGCAACCAAUCUGACCGACAGCGACGACGACGGAAGCUUGUCGCCGGCGUCGCCGGUUCACGACCUCUCCAAAGGCCAGCACGGCCCAGAGAACGGCCGCGUCUCGGCGGAGAGCGAGGACGAGGUCGGCGGCGAGAACGUCCCAGGAGCGGCGACUUCCGGUUCCGGCGGGAGCUCCAGCAGCAAAGCUCGUCGACGAAGGACGGCCUUCACCUCGGAACAACUCCUGGAGCUCGAGAGGGAAUUCCAUGCUAAGAAAUACCUGAGCCUGACCGAACGCUCGCACAUAGCGCACGCCCUGAAGCUGUCGGAGGUGCAGGUGAAGAUCUGGUUCCAGAACCGGCGUGCCAAGUGGAAGAGGGUGAAGGCGGGUCUGACGACCUCGGGAGCGGGUUCGGCGAGCAGGAGCACCGGGGGCCAGCAUCCCGGAGGAGGGCCCAGGAUCGUGGUGCCGAUCCCGGUGCACGUAAGUCGCCUGGCCGUGAGGUCUCACCAUCAUCACCUGGAGAAAUGUCCGCCCUCGCAGAGCAACGGGGGACUGAGACCGACCUUGAACUCCGGGUCCUUGAGCGGGAGCCUAAGACUUCAGGGGUGCAAAGACCUCGAAGAAGGUGUUCUCCAAUCUGCGGCACAGAAAGCUGAAGAGAAGGCGGCUGAUAGGAACUCUGCCGAUACAGCGUGCGGCACCGAUGCUCGUUUUGUAAGUACCAAAAGAUCGGACAUGAAUUUUGAAGAGGAGUCUGGCCGAAGACGGGAGGACGAUGGAAGUCCUGAAAGGGUCGAGAGGUAA
Molecule: messenger RNA, 1251 nt
Organism: Orussus abietinus
Lineage: Eukaryota; Metazoa; Arthropoda; Insecta; Hymenoptera; Orussidae
Gene: unpg
Product: homeobox protein GBX-1
Exons: 5
Coding region: 1-1251 (416 amino acids)
Biological process (GO): regulation of transcription by RNA polymerase II; regulation of nervous system development
Cellular component (GO): nucleus
Molecular function (GO): RNA polymerase II transcription regulatory region sequence-specific DNA binding; DNA-binding transcription factor activity, RNA polymerase II-specific
Source: RefSeq, a predicted model, not a curated record